Molecule: messenger RNA, 1815 nt
Organism: Aspergillus versicolor CBS 583.65
Lineage: Eukaryota; Fungi; Ascomycota; Eurotiomycetes; Eurotiales; Aspergillaceae
Product: putative transcription initiation factor TFIID subunit 12
Exons: 2
Coding region: 1-1815 (604 amino acids)
Biological process (GO): DNA-templated transcription initiation; RNA polymerase II preinitiation complex assembly
Cellular component (GO): SLIK (SAGA-like) complex; transcription factor TFIID complex; SAGA complex
Molecular function (GO): protein heterodimerization activity; DNA binding; TBP-class protein binding
Source: RefSeq, a predicted model, not a curated record
AUGGAGGGUACCCAGGCCCCAGGCCCUCAGCCCGGGGUGCCCCAGCACUCAAAUCUCAUUCGAACGGAUCAGGUGCAAAAACUACCUCAUCUCAACGAUCAGCAGAAGGUCCAGCACACCCAGUUGGUGCGGAGCUUCUGGGAAAUCCUCAAUACUUGUGAUCCGCAAUCUUCGGAAUACCAGCAAGCACACUCGAGGCUGUCGCAACUUUCACAAUCCCUCAUGAAAGGUAUGCGGAUGUUCCAACAGAAUCGACAGUUACAACACCAGCAAAUGCAGGCAGCCUCCGCUGCAGCCCCCAACCAACCAGUCCAACGAUCGCAAUCCGUGAAUCCGCAAAAUUUCGCUCAACUUUUCCCCCAAAUUCAGCAAAAGGUCAAUUCACUGCAACUCUUUCUUCCACCCAAUAUUUCUAGUGAACAGGCAGGCACAUGGCUCCCAGAGGCUAAACUUCGGUACGGUAUCGCGCUCCAGAAGCAGGAAAUUGGACGUGCCCGUUUGAGUGAGCUGCGCCAACAGAUCAGCCAACGCCAAAGUGCGGGGAGUAUGACCCAAGAGGAGAUGCAAGAAUAUAAAAACCGUCAGGUUCAGGCCGAUAAACUUUUCCGCGAAGGUAGUGAGUUCUUAGCAAAGUUCAAGGAUCAACAAGACGUGUUUAAGGCGCAACAACAGAGGGCGGGAACACAACACCCAGCCCAACAACUUCCACAGCAGAGCGGUGCUAGGCCGGCAACAACAGCUCCCACAGCUCCAGCAGGCUCAACGACAGCGCCUACAGCGGUUCAUUCCGGGCAAGCACCAACCCCAGCAGCCCAUACGAUUAAUUCUGCUGUAAACGCUGCGCGAAAUCAAGCUGCACAAGCAACAAUGUCUCCAACUGGUUCGCAACCAGGUCAAGCACCUCCUAGUCAGGGUACCGCUCCUGCUGCAGCUGUUUCCACGGGUACGCCACAACAACCGCAGCAACAGCCGCAGCAACAGCAACAGCAACAACAACCCCCGCAACCGCAAUUGCAGACACAACAGAAUAACCCAGCAUUCAGUCAAGCAUCUGCAUCGGACGGGUCUACGCCGGCUCCUCCUACCACGCAGGGUGCGAAUGUACAGGGACCGCCUCGUCCGUUGUCCCAGCAAGCAGCCAUGGCACAGGCUGCACAAAGCUAUUCCAAUAACAAUAACGCCAAUGGUGCCAGCAGCGUGAACGCGGGCCAGCAACAAAAUAUGAAUCAGGGUGCCGCCAACAGCCACGCUCACCCUCAAGGGUACAUCCAGAACCGACCAACCGAGAAUUCGGCCCGAAACAUCAACAUGGUGAUCCCAAAAAAUCUUAAUGUCCCCCCUCCAAAGCCGGUUCCCAUGGCACCCGAUCGGCCCACCUUGUCUAGCGGUCCUAGCCACGGCGCCAUGGGUAUGAUGGGCCAACCCGCAAUACAGAAACAUCCCGGCUAUGUUCUUGAAGGCGAAGGCCAGCGAGUUCUUAGCAAAAAGAUGCUUGACGUCUUAGUCCGCCAGGUAACCGGGGGGGGUGAAGGUGAAGGGCUCACUCCGGAUGCUGAAGAGUUCAUGCUUCAAAUGGCCGACGACUUUGUCGAUGAUGUGAUUACCGCUGCCUGCCGUCUUGCUAAGCUUCGCCAGUCAUCGAGUCUUGAAAUCAAGGACAUACAGCUUGUUCUGGAACGAAACUACAAUAUGCGCAUUUCAGGAUUCUCCACUGAUGAUCUCCGUACCGUUAAAAAGCCACAACCAACGCAGGGCUGGACGCAGAAGAUGUCAGCCAUCCAAGCUGCCAAGGUGACUCAAGGCAAAGCAGAAUAA